Molecule: messenger RNA, 4003 nt
Organism: Durusdinium trenchii
Lineage: Eukaryota; Dinophyceae; Suessiales; Symbiodiniaceae
Source: the annotation of a GenBank genome assembly
AUGCCGCUGCUGAUUCCCAUCAAGGCACUGGAGGAAAGGGAAAAGCUUCGGAAGACAAUGAGCCGAUUCGCAGGCUGGUCCUCGCCCCAGCUGCCCCAAGAUGUGGCAUGGCAGUUUGACAUCACGAGCAUGUACGGCAAGAAGGUCUUGGCCGUGCAACAGAUGAAGUUCCAGGAUGGUCAAUAUGGACCAAUCCAGGUGCUGGGAUAUAGCGGCAGCGGUAAGGGCAAGUGCUUGGGAUCUAUCGAUCGCAGGCUCCAACUCCUCACUGGAGAGGGCGCAGAGUUUGGGCGUCUCGUCCGCAAGCAAUCUGGUGCCUACGAGUUGAAGGAAUCCGACACGGGACGGCACCGAUGGUUGGUCCAGGCGAACAUGAAGUUUCAUGGCCAUGAGUACUUCACCGUGACUUGGAGGCCUCGGCGCCGCUUGUUGUCCACGGUGAACCGGGGCGAAGACCAGCUGUCGGAGUACAUGAAGGUGAUGCCCACCCCUGGGGUGGAUGUGGUGCUGGUCGUCCUUUGCUGUAUUGGCCUCUUCGUCUUCAGGAUUGAUGCUCAAGAGCAGGCUGCUGAAGUGCCGGAGGCAGAUCCCGAGGAUGCCGAGGGGAGCGGCUUGGCAGGAGAUGGUGAGAGACCGGAAGAAACUGGAAGAGGGUCACUGAUGAUGAAGCACAAGGCCGCCGCGGAUGGACGGAUCCGGAUUCCAAAAGGCUUCACGGAUCCGACGAGCCAAGUCGCUGCGGCUCGACAUGGGACUGACAUGGGCGAUGAGGGCAAUCCUCGGCCUUCUGUGACCGCUUCUUCCGACGCGGAGGGCGCCGGGCCACGCGGGCCACGCGGGUCGUCGAAGCAAGCGUUACCUGGAAGCGGAGGCGAUGGUGAGAAGUUCGGAGACCUCAGCGACGUGCCCCCACAACGCUUGAAGGAGGUGAAAGCGGUGAUCAAGAGCACACGUGACCUGUGGCAAAAGGGUCGUGUGGGCGGAGUGAGCCACCUGCGAGAAUGGAUCGACACGCUUCAGAGGCUUUCGGGGCUCUCGCGGCAGGUGUGCUUGCAGCUGUGCGUGGCCAUGUCCCGAUGCCUCGCAGCAGAGCGGAAGGAUGAGAAGCCUUCACGAGUGGACUUGCAGCAAGCAUUUGUUCGCAUGGGUGGAUCCCGACACGCCUGUCACAUGAUGAUGCUCCGGCUCCACGAUGAGCGGAUCGUCGCCCAAGUGAUUCGAUUGCUUGCAGCCAGUGUUGAGAAUGCACCGCUGGCAGCAGAGGCGUUGAUGCGAGACAAUUUGGACAACGUGAAACUGGUGAUGCGCUCCAUGGAACGCCACCUGGCCUGCCCCGAAGUGGCGGAGGCUGGAUGUUUGCUCAUCGGCCAUCUCUGCUCCUGCACGGCCACGGAGAGUGGUGAGUUGAUGCCGGUACGCGUGAAAGCGCAUCGGGACAGUCAGAACACACUUUGUCGGGAAGGAGCGGUGGAGAUCAUUGUGGACAUCAUGUGUCUCUACAUGAAGGAUGUUAGAACCAUGACGAACCGUGCUCAUAUGCUGAUGCAGGAAAAGCUCAAAGAAGCCGAAGGGAAGCGCCAGCGGCAGGAUGAGCUGGACAUGGGACUGGGGCGUCCAGAUCGUGCAGCUGUGAACAUGUUUGGGAAGUUGGGUGGUGCACUCAAGGAGCGCAUUCUGAAGGUCCAGGCCAACAUCGAGCUCCGACAGGCCUGGCAAAAGCUGCUGGACCUGGAGGUCAGCGUGGGCCGCCUCCUGAACGCCGCGUUGCAGGCUCUUCUCCUGCUGGUGGUGGGCAAUACCAACGCCAUACGGCAGCUGUCGGGGAACUUCUACACCUACCACCUGAACAAGUUGCUGGAUUUGGGUGAAGCCUUCAUUGGUGCCGCCGCGGAUGCGGCCAAAGACGCGAAAGAGAGGAAGGAGGCGCGCAGGGGUAUGAUGCGUGGGGAGGAAUCGGACGGCGAGGAUUACGCGAACCCUGACAAGAGCCUGAGGAUUCGCGGCAAGGUGGGCCGUGUCGAAGUUCCAGAGGGUCAGGAGCGCCGCUCCAUGUUGUCGAUGGAGACCUUAUCCUUGAAGUGCCAGGUGCUGGUGGAUGCGCUGCGGGGGCACUCGGCGAAGGAUCGGCCGACCAUCGUCUGCAAAGCGUGUCGAUUGUUCCUGCUGAUCCUUGAGCACCACAAGGGUCUUAUCAUGAAGGCGAAUGACCAGGGAAAGAACCAGUGCCGACGCGUCGAGUUGCAGUUGCGGAACCCAGCGCCCAGUGAUGACUUGCAUUUCACGGAGAUCUUCAAACCCUUGGAAAGCGUCUUGGCGGCCUUCAUCAGCGUGCUGAAGACGCACAAUGAGAACUCGCCGGUGAUCAGCGCCGUCUUUCAGGUGAUCGCCAAGCUCCGAGAGCUCGCGCUUCUCUCGGUGUGGGGGUCCUCGUGGCCGGUGCGGCGGCGCUGGCCUGCCGGCAUGCACUUGAAUGGUUCGAAUGCGGAGAAGCAAUGGCAGGUGCUGAUCGCCAAUGCUGGGGAGGGCGCCGAGUAUGUGAUCCGCAAGGCAGCGCAACGCCUGGCUGUGGCUUUGGAAGAGACCAAGAAAGGGGAUCAUCGCAUCGAAACCUUCCACCUCAAGCCGAAUCAGAUCGAGGGCAACGGAGAGUGGUUGACGCCCCGGAUGCGGGAGGAGGUGAGAGAGAUGAUUCACGUGGGAGAGGUCUUGGCGGCCGAUGCCUUCAAAGCUGCUUGGGCCGAACAAGAGGAGCCGCUGCGGUGGGAGAAGAUAUACCAGAAGCAACAACAACUGAAAGCACAGGAAAAAUACAGGGAAGACAAGAGAAAGGCCAAAGAGAUGGGUAUUAGCUACGAAGAGUUCCACCAGCUGGAGCUCGAGGAGCAGGCGCGCAAAGAAGCAGCGGACGAUGACUCCAGCAGCAGUGGGAUGUCUGGCUUUGAGAGGGAGGAUAAUCCUCAACAAGGAGUUGCAGUUGAAGAGGAAGAUGAAGUGCUGAACUUUGACGAGGAGGAUGUGAUGGGCGACGUGCAGUGGCUGCGUGCGAUUGGCUUUGGCUCUCACGACGAGGAUGACUUUGAUCGGCUUUGGCGCAAGCCCAUUACAGAUAUCCUCUUGCGCAACAUCCCGGAGAGGGCACCGCCCGAUAGCAAGUGGGCGAUCGAGGCUGCUCAAAGGCGGCGGGAGCUGGUCGAGCAGGCUGAAAAGACGGGCGAGCCCUUGGAGGAUCCUGACAUGGACGAACUUCUGCAAAUCGAGAUGUUGGAGUCUGUUCAGGGAAAGCUCAAGAUUCGAGCUUUGGUACGUCCACAGGAUCAGAUCCAAGCCAACAACAUCGAGACUCGCGGGAAAGAGCUCACGGAUCCUAAAGGUGCCUCCAAAGUCAUCGUGCAGGAAGUGGCGAAGGGCUUCCGGAGAAGCGGCUAUUUGCUCCCCAAGUAUGGCUUCGCUUGCCGAAUCCAGAAGCGGGCAGCCUCACUCACUCAACUGGCCAGAGAGGCCCAGAAGACCAGCUGAUUAGAGCUAGGUGCAGGCAGUGUCACUGCUUGGGGAGCUUGGUCUUUCCUUGGUUCAGUCUGUGCAUGGGGAGUCAAACACCGCUUCCGUACUGAGCACUCGUGCUCUGUUUGCAUCUCCUAGCCUAUACCCGUUUCCACCCCCGAAAACAGCUCGUGCCCAAGCGAUUCGCACCUCCCGAAGGGAGUUGGGUUUCGAGCGCGUUAACGAGCUCGAAUUUGGCCGAAGCAGCCACGACCGGUGUGAGAAAGGGCUUUGGAUUUUGAUUCCACCUCCGCCUUGCGGUGACCGGUGAAGAUGCUUCCUCGUGAGAGAGAGAGAGAGGUCUGAAGACAUCAUCAGCCUGUCCAGAGUUAUUGACACUGGAUAGAACCUGGAGGAGCUUGGAAAGUCUCCACCAAUGAGGUUCAAGUUCCAUCAGCUUCGUUCUUGUACCACCUGAUGGCAGGAAGGGCUUGAUCUUUGGUUUGGAUAGGAAAGAUAUGAC